AAUUUCAAAAUCGAAGUUGAUUGCUCCAAUGAUAAGUGAAGUCUCUAGAUUGACUUCAAGUGGAUCCUCAAUUGAUGCAUCUGCUAGUGCUGUGCAUAAUCAACGUACAUCUCAUGGUCAUCAGCCUGUUCAUUUCCCUGUUAAGACUGACGGUGAUCAUGCUAAUGUGGGUCGAACUAAGCCUUCCCCAGAGCACUCCAAUUUAGUCACUUCUGGGGUUAAUUCUGAGCCCAUUUCUGUUGAUGUGGAUACUCUUUGUGGAUCAUCAACAUCAUCAGCUUCAAGUGUUGAUGGCUGCAGUGAAUCUUCUUUCUCUGAGCCAUCUACAUCAUCAUCUGGCUUCUGGGAUGGAAAUCAACCGUACUAGGUCUAGAAUUGAUGCUGUUGAUGAUACAUCUCAUUCUUGUGAUGCUGCAGCACAUGUUGACCUCUCAAGUUCGGAAUUUUCUUCACCUUGUUCCUUUGAAUCGCCGAGAAGUGUUCUUCCCAGAAAGAUAUGACUGGGUUUUGUGAUGAGAAAGCAUUAUCAGAUGAUCCUCAUACUUCUCCGAGUGAAGAGAAGAAGCCAACAAAUGGAUCUUCAUCACCAGUAAAACUGAAUAAAGAUGAUUUGGCGUCAUCAGCACUAUGUUUGAAGAGACCUGAGCAUGUUGAUUUUCGUGAUUUUAGUACAAGAAAGGUAUUGAAGUCAGAGAUCCAGUAGACCAUGCCAUGAGUAAAGAUGUCAAGGCUGGUAGUUUACCUUCCUUGAAUUCUGAGAAGGUAAAUUGUAAGGUUGCUGGCCAAAGCAGUAUCCCCCAGGAAUCAAAAUCUGUGGAAGUAAAAUCUUUUUCAUCUAAAGCUUCUACUGAGCACUUGUCUCCAAACUACGGAACAUAUACAGUUCAAAAUGUGAAAUCUGUAAAAGCUGAUAGUGCUCAUGAGCUGCCUGCAUGUGCUUCAAGUUGUUUUGAUCAUUCAGAGAAUGCUCGGAAUAGCUCAAACCUUCAGUGUGGAAAGUUGUUGACGAAAUCCGAGCUUCUAAACUAACGCGGCUCGCUCCUUUAGGUGGCAUGGGCGAGAAUGUUGGAAAAUAUUAUAACAAGGGUCUUUUUCCAUACGAUCUGUUUGUGAAGCUUUACAACUGGAACAAGGUUGAACUACUUCCUUGUGGACUCUUGAAUUGUGGGAACAGCUGCUAUGCUAAUGUUGUCCUGCAAUGCCUGGCUUUCACCCCUCCUCUAACAGCUUAUUUUCUGCAAGGACUACAUUCCAGAGCAUGCAAAAAAGAGGCUGGUGCUUCACUUGUGAGUUUGAGAGUCUUGUUCUUAAGGCAAAGGAUGGAAAUUCUCCCAUCUCUCCUAGCCGUAUCAUAUCCCAAUUGCAAAACAUAGGGAGCAAUCUUGGGAAUGGAAGAGAAGAAGAUGCACACGAAUUUCUCAGGUGUGCCAUCGAUACGAUGCAAUCUGGUUGUUUGAACGAAGCUGGAAUAAGUGCUUCAGGUACUUUGGAAGAAACAACCCUCUUGGGGCUUACUUUUGGGGGCUACCUCAGAUCCAAGAUCGAGUGCAUGAGAUGUGGAGGCAAAUCUGAACGGCAGGAAAAAAUUAUGGAUCUUACUGUUGAGAUAGGAGGAGACAUAGGAACCUUGGAAGAAGCUUUGCGACAGUUCACUCAUACAGAGACAUUAGAUGGAGAAAACAAGUACCACUGCAGCAGAUGUAAAUCCUAUGAGAAAGAAAAAAAGCUCAGAGUGCUUGAGGCUCCUAACAUUUUGACUAUUGCAUUGAAAAGAUUUCAGUCAGGUAAAUUUGGGAAGCUCAAUAAGACAAUAAGGUUCCCUGAGAUUCUCGAUCUGGCUCCUUACAUGAGUGGGACGAGUGACAUCCCCAUAUAUCGCCUUUAUGGGGUCAUUGUUCACUUGGAUAUCAUGAAUGCUGCAUUUUCCGGUCACUAUGUUUGUUAUGUAAAAAACACUCAGAACAAGUGGUUCAAAAUCGACGACAGCAUGGUAAACGCUGUGGAGCUCGAGAGGGUCUUGACAAAGGCAUACAUGCUUCUUUAUGCUAGGUGCUCACCACGAGCUCCAAGAUUAAUAAGGAGCACAUUGGUUCCUCGUGAUCCAAGGAAAUCAAGGCAUCCAGAUUCUAAGCCAAGAUAUCAUCAUGCCAGGGGUCCAUGGACAUUCAUGCGGAUGAUUCGUCAAAUAAUGAGACCAAUGAUGAACGCGCUUGUCCAAAUUAUUCGAGUUUCCAGCCAUUCCGUACAAUUUGGGAAGAGGACUCUUCAAGUGAUAAAUCGUCCUCUUUCUUCUCAGAAGUAAAUUCUUGCAGUACGGACAGCAGUGCCAGGGAUUCAAUGUGUUCAGACGACCUUUUUGACCAGAUGCUAGGAAUAGGAGAUAUGGGGGUGUAUUAUGGUGGCAGUUCCUGGAGGAAUGCCUCUGAUUCUGAGACUUCAUCUUCCUCGUCAUCUCCAUCUCCCUUGUACUCGAGGCAUCCACUGCACGACUUGGAAGCUUAUGCUUCUAAAUAUCCGGAGGAGACUGACGAAUGCAUUGAUACUGCAGUACCAACUGUUGACGAUAGGCCAAGGCUUCCUGGCCGCACUGAAGUUGAGGUCACAGGAGGCAGGGGAACCACGCUGUGUCCAGACUCAGGCAAGGAAAGCACUCCCUUUUUGUGUCCUGACUCGACUAAACGGUGUAGAAAGCUAGGUAGCAGUAGUUGUAGGGAAACCGGCUCCAGUAAAUUAGGAUGGAUUAACUUUGAGAACUGGAAAUCUAGUGUAACUUUUAGACGACCUACGAGGGAAAGAUCAGAUUGAAUGAAUAUCUAUCUGGUCGAGCGGAAAUAAAAGAGGGUCGGAGGCUGGGGUUAGGGAGUGGCUGUAUGUAGUAGCAUCAUACUCUCUCUGGUUGGCUGCGUUCAAGAAAGAGCCAUCAUUUUGUCGCUCUCUUCCCUUUUAUAUAAUAUAUAUGUAUUUUUGCGGUCAAAAGUCCAUCAUUAGUAUGUAUAUAGAGUGUAAUGGCAAAGAGCAUUCUGGACCUCCUGUCCGAGGAUCCCUAGUUUUGGCAGAGAAUGGUUUCUGCAAUAAAAGGGAGAAGUAUUUGUCCA
This is a messenger RNA of Coffea arabica (coffee), 3095 nucleotides long. The record is from RefSeq and is a predicted model, not a curated record. Lineage: Eukaryota; Viridiplantae; Streptophyta; Magnoliopsida; Gentianales; Rubiaceae.